UUUGUCCCUAUUUAAGAUAGAUGCACACAGCAGGCUUGUCAGACAACCUAGAGGAGAAGACUCAAACACACAGCCCAGAGAGCCAUCAGCAUCUGCAAGACCCACAAUGGCCAGGCUCUGUCCUUUCCUCAUGAUCCUGAUAGUGAUGAGCUACUGGUCAACCUGCUCUCUAGGAUGUGACCUGCCUCAGACUCAGAACCUCAAGAACUUGAAACUUCUGAAACAGAUGAGGAGCCUCUCCCCUUUUGACUGCCUGAAGGGCAGGAAGGACUUUGGAUUCCCCUUGGAGAAGGUGGAUGCCCAGCAGAUCCAGAAGGCUCAAGCCAUCCCUUUACUGCGAAAUCUGACUCAACAGAUCUUGAACCUCUUGUGCCCAGACGACUCAUCUGCUCCUUGGAAUGCAACACUCCUAGACUCAUUCUGCAAUAACCUCAAUCGGCAGGUCAAGGACCUCAAAGACUGUGUGCAGCAGUUGGGUGUGCAGGAACCUCCCCUGACUCAGGAAGACUCCAUGAUGACUGUGAAGAAAUACUUCGAAAGGAUCACUCUGUACCUGAGAGAGAAGAAACACAGUCCCUGUGCCUGGGAGGUAGUCAGAGUAGAAGUCUCAAGAGCCCUGUUUUCCUCAAAGCAGUUACUGGCAAGAUUAAGGGAGGAGGAGUGA
Apodemus sylvaticus (European woodmouse) is the source of this 664-nucleotide messenger RNA. RefSeq names its product interferon alpha-11-like. NCBI's taxonomy places the organism in Eukaryota, Metazoa, Chordata, Mammalia, Rodentia, Muridae. Gene Ontology annotation, cellular component: extracellular region. Gene Ontology annotation, biological process: cytokine-mediated signaling pathway; natural killer cell activation involved in immune response; positive regulation of peptidyl-serine phosphorylation of STAT protein. Gene Ontology annotation, molecular function: cytokine activity; type I interferon receptor binding. Bases 107 to 664 code for a protein of 185 amino acids. The transcript has a single exon. The record is from RefSeq and is a predicted model, not a curated record.